AUGCCCACGGCGGACUGCAGGCUGCUCCAUCAUGGCCGGAUCAUGAGGUGUUGGACCUACCUGCUGCUACUCCCAGAAACGCUGAAAAGGUCCAAGCAGGUCGGCGGGCUCCCGGGCAGGCUGCCGCUGUACUAUGAGAUCCUGAGCCUGUCCCUGAGCAGCAAGAAGCAGCACAAGCAGAGGAAGAUGGCCGCGGAGCUCUACCCCGCGUCCGGCCACACCAACCUGGCCAACGGCACCACGGUGGCGGAAACCGAGAAGAGCAAGGCGGCGCAGGUGAGCGCGGCGGGCGGCGGCGGCAGCAGCGCGGCCACCACCCCGACCACCCAGCAGAACAUCAACAACAACAACCCGGAGCCCCCCAGCUGGCAGAGCAGCCACCCCACCCUGAGAGAGAGGAAUGCCUUGAUGUUUAACAAUGAGCUGAUGGCGGACGUCCACUUCAUCGUGGGCCCCCUGGGGGAGCAGCAGACGGUUCCAGCUCACAAGUACGUGCUGGCCGUGGGAAGCUCCGUCUUCUGCGCCAUGUUCUACGGCGACCUGGCGGAGGAGGAUCCAGAGAUCCACAUCCCAGACGUGGAACCCGCUUCUUUUCUAAUUCUGCUGAAGUACAUGUACAGUGAUGAGAUCGACCUGGAGGCAGACACGGUGCUGGCCACCCUGUACGCUGCCAAGAAGUACAUCGUCCCUGCACUGGCCAAGGCCUGCGUCACCUUUCUGGAAACCAGCCUGGAGGCUAAGAACGCCUGUGUGCUGCUCUCCCAGAGCCGCCUGUUCGAGGAGCCCGAGCUGACGCAGCGCUGCUGGGAGGUGAUCGACGCUCAGGCCGAGCUGGCUCUGGGCUCCGAGGGCUUCUGUGAGAUCGACCUGCAGACGCUGGAGAUCAUCCUGCGGAGGGAGACCCUGAACACCAAGGAGGUGAUGGUGUUCGAUGCGGUCAUGAACUGGGCCACGGCCGAGUGCAAGAGACAAGGACUCGAGCCCACGACUCACAACCGGAGGGAGGUCCUCGGCAAGGCGCUGUUUCUGGUGCGCAUCCCCACAAUGACCCUGGACGAGUUUGCCAACGGAGCGGCCCAGUCUGAGAUCCUGACACUGGAGGAGAUGCACAAUGUGUUCCUGUGGUACACGGCAGCUAAGAAGCCGGACCUGGACUUCCCCCAGACUGAGAGGACGGGUCUGGCGCCUCAGAGGUGCCAUCGCUUCCAAUCCUCGGCCUACAGGAGCAAUCAGUGGCGCUACCGCGGCCGGUGCGACAGCAUCCAGUUCGCCGUGGACAAGCGGAUCUUUAUCGCCGGGUUGGGACUGUACGGGUCGAGCGGCGGCAAAGCCGAGUACACUGUCAAAAUUGAACUCAAGAGGCAGGGGGUGCUCCUGGCCCAGAACCACACCAAGUAUGUGUCGGACGGGUCGAGCAGCACGUUUCCCGUGUGGUUCGAGCACCCGGUGCAGGUGGAGCAGGACGCCUUCUACACGGUGAGCGCCGUGCUGGACGGGAACGAGCUCAGCUACUUCGGCCAGGAGGGCAUGACGGAGGUGCAGUGCGGGAAGGUGACAUUUCAGUUCCAGUGCUCGUCCGACAGCACCAACGGGACGGGGGUGCAGGGAGGACAGAUCCCAGAGCUCGUGUUCUACGCAUGAGCUGCUCUGGACUGCUUGGGGGGGG
Messenger RNA from Pleuronectes platessa (European plaice), 1666 nucleotides. Its product is annotated as BTB/POZ domain-containing protein 6-B. The coding region runs from base 1 to 1641 and encodes 546 amino acids. Gene Ontology annotation, molecular function: protein binding. Gene Ontology annotation, cellular component: cytosol. Gene Ontology annotation, biological process: neurogenesis. The transcript has 4 exons. The record is from RefSeq and is a predicted model, not a curated record. Lineage: Eukaryota; Metazoa; Chordata; Actinopteri; Pleuronectiformes; Pleuronectidae.